UAUCACUUUAAUUUUCUCUUUUCUAUAAAAAAAAUAUGAAGGAAAUGAAUUAUUUUUAUUUAAUACAGAGAUGAGCGGAUCCGCUCAUCUCUAGUAAGUACCAGAGAUGAGCCAUCUCUGUAAGUACUGAUGUAGUCGCGUAUAAAACUCGUAACGUAAAAUACCUAGUAAUUUACUGUAAAAAAAACGUUGAAAAUUACCUAGGGUAUAUUAGUUACCUAACCUUGUCAAGGAGUAGCAGUUGGUACAAGUGGCAUCCUUUAAUUUUGACAGCUGAUCACAGCUGAUUGCAUGAUUGCAGCUGAUCACGGGAAAUUUUGUUGGUGUUAAGUACGACUUUUGUGCUUUGAAUUAUGUUUAAGUAUUAACAGAUAAUUGUUAGUCAUUAGUAAAAUAGUCGAAUUUCUAAAAAUGGAAGCAAAACAGAAAAGUGAACAUUUAUUAUCCUUAAAAGUUAUGAGAUUAACUCGUCCAACUCUUGCUAGUCCUACUGUGGUUACAUGUGAACCAACGGAUUUACCUGGCAAUACGUUGAAUGAUGAUUUGAAAAUUGAUUGCACCGCUUUACCUGGAAUGGAGACUCUUGCUUUAGGAUAUUUUAUGGUGUUGCCACAAAGUUUUGGGAAUAUUUAUCUUGGGGAGAUAUUUUCUAGUUACUUGUGUGUACAUAAUGGCAGUAACCAAGUUGUUCAAGAUGUAGUUAUAAAGACAGACUUGCAAACAAGUACUCAGAAGAUUCCUCUAUCUGGACAUAGUGAGAAAAGCAAAGAGUUGGAACCCGAUAGUACCAUAGAUGAAGUCAUUUAUCAUGAAGUUAAGGAGACUGGAACCCAUAUAUUAAUAUGCGAAGUAUCAUAUACACCAACAAAUCCUAUAGCACCAACGCAAUCUUUUAAGAAAUUUUUCAAAUUUCAAGUUUUGAAACCCCUAGAUGUUAAAACUAAAUUUUAUAAUGCAGAGUCGGAUGAGAUAUAUCUUGAGGCUGAAAUUGAAAAUCUUACAGCUGGACCAAUAUGCUUAGAAAAAGUUGAUGUGGAAUCAUCUCCUUUAUUUAGUGUAAUGACUCUCAAUACGAAUGAAAAGGGGGAAUCUAUUUAUGGCCCAAUAAAUCUUUUAGAUUCAGGUUGUAGUCGACAAUAUCUUUAUUGUUUAAAGCCUCAACCAAAUGUAACUGAAUGCCCCAAAAUGAUAUAUAAUGUUACUAAUAUUGGUAAAAUUGAUAUCGUGUGGCGAAGUAAUAUGGGCGAAAGAGGACGACUUCAAACUAGCCAAUUGCAAAGAUUGGCUCCUGAUCAUGGAGAUCUACGAGUUACAAUGAAAUCGAUUCCUUCUGAAGUAGCAUUAGAAAAACCAGUUAACUUCCAGUGUCAUAUAGUAAACAUGUCGGAAAGGAACAUGGACAUAAUACUGAGUCUAGAAUCUAGUAAUUUAAUAGCAUGGUGUGGAGUAUCUGAAAAAAUAUUAGGGACCUUGAAGCCUGGAAAAUCUACUGAUGUUCCAUUGUGCGUGGUUCCCCUAGAUACCGGACUAAUUACUAUAUCUGGAUUAAAGUUGAUCGAUACCUUUUUAAGGAGAACAUAUGAGUACGAUGAUGCAGCUCAGAUCUUUGUCAACCUGGCAUGAUAGUAUUAUUAAACACAUUGUUGGAAGCUGUACAAAUAUUUUUAUUCUAUCCACUUUGUUUUUAGAUCUAAAUAAACAUGAAAGAAAU
Messenger RNA from Orussus abietinus, 1711 nucleotides. Its product is annotated as trafficking protein particle complex subunit 13. The transcript has 10 exons. Gene Ontology annotation, cellular component: TRAPPIII protein complex. Bases 412 to 1623 code for a protein of 403 amino acids. The record is from RefSeq and is a predicted model, not a curated record. Lineage: Eukaryota; Metazoa; Arthropoda; Insecta; Hymenoptera; Orussidae.